UUCACGCAGUCUCCGCCACUAAUCAGCUCAAAUUUACAAAACUCCGGCUUGUACAUAUAUAUAUAUAUAUAUUGCACGUUUAUAAAUAGAUUUCAGAUUUGUCGCUAUCUCUUCUCCAGAUUCUAUUUUCUGGAUUUGUGCUCUCUCUCUCUCUGUCUCUCUCUUUUCCUCUUCUGGUCUCGUCGUUUUCCUUAAUCGGAAUGCCGGCAAGAAAUAAAAGAUUUUCCCACGUCGCUGCGUUUGAAUAUCACAAGUUCGAUGAGAUCUGAGAGAACUUAACAGUUUGAUCCAAAAAAUCAUGUCUUUCAGAGAUUAAGCAUUUUUUAAUGAAGAUGGUGAGAGAAACAGCUUAUAGGUUAUUGAUACUAAUCUCAAUCCUGAUUUGGGUUUCUCCGGCGGCUGCUGGAAACGGCGGGUGUAACUGCGAAGACGAAGGAGGAAGUUUCUGGAGCACAGAGAACAUUCUCGAGACGCAAAGAGUGAGCGAUUUCUUAAUCGCAGUCGCUUAUUUCUCAAUCCCGAUCGAGUUACUCUACUUCGUGAGCUGCUCAAACGUUCCCUUCAAAUGGGUUCUCUUCGAGUUCAUCGCCUUCAUCGUUCUCUGCGGUAUGACUCAUCUCCUCCAUGGCUGGACUUACGGUGCUCAUCCUUUCAAGCUAAUGGCGGCGUUGACCGUUUUCAAGAUGUUGACCGCUCUCGUCUCUUGCGCCACCGCGAUUACGCUCGUCACUCUGAUUCCUCUGCUUCUGAAAGUUAAAGUUAGAGAAUUUAUGCUCAAGAAGAAAGCUCAUGAGCUUGGACGUGAAGUUGGACUGAUUAUGAUUCAGAAAGAGACUGGCUUUCAUGUCCGUAUGCUUACUCAAGAGAUUCGCAAGUCGCUGGAUCGGCACACGAUUCUUUACACUACUUUGGUUGAGCUUUCCAAGACUUUGGGGUUGCAGAAUUGCGCGGUUUGGAUGGAGAAUGAUGGUAAAAGCGAGAUGAAUCUGACUCAUGAGCUUAGAGGGAGGAGUGGUUAUCAUGGUUACUCUGUUUCUAUGGAGGAUUUGGAUGUUGUGAAGGUUAGAGAAAGCGAUGAAGUGAGUAUAUUGAGCGUGGACUCGUCGAUAGCUCGAGCUAGCGGUGGAGAUGUUACUGAGAUUGGACCAGUGGCUGCGAUUAGAAUGCCGAUGCUUCGUGUGUCGGAUUUCAAAGGAGGGACUCCUGAGUUGAUUAAGACGUGUUAUGCAAUACUUGUCUGCGUGUUACCGAGCGGACAGCCUCGAGAUUGGACGUAUCAGGAGAUUGAGAUUGUUAAGGUUGUGGCUGAUCAAGUAGCGGUUGCGUUGUCUCACGCAGCGGUUCUUGAGGAGUCUCAGCUCAUGAGAGAGAAGUUAGCGGAACAGAACAGAGCGUUGCAGAUGGCCAAGAGGGACGCUUUGAGGGCGAGCCAAGCGAGGAAUGUGUUGCAGAAAGCUAUGAGCGAAGGUAUGAGACGUCCGAUGCAUUCUAUACUCGGGCUUUUGUCGAUGAUUCAAGACGAGAAGCUGAGUAACGAGCAGAGGAUGCUUGUUGAUACUAUGGUGAAAACAGGGAAUGUUAUGUCGAAUUUGGUUGGGGAUGCGAUGGAUGUGUCGGACGGUAGAUUCGUAACGGAGAUGAAACCGUUUAGUCUUCAUCGUACGAUCCGUGAAGCAGCUUGCUUGGCGAGAUGUUUGUGUCUUUACAAUGGGUUUCGGUUUUCGGUUGAUGCAGAGAAGUCUUUGCCGGAUAAUGUAGUAGGUGAUGAAAGAAGAGUGUUUCAGGUGAUACUUCACAUGCUUGGUAGUUUAGUAAAGCCUAUAAGGCGUCAAGAAGGAUCUUUUUCGGUGAUGUUUAAGGUUUUGAAAGAAAGAGGAAGCUUGGAUAGGAGUGAUCAAAAAUGGGCUGCUUGGAGAUCACCUCCUUCUUCAGCUGAUGGAGAUGUGUACAUAAGAUUUGAGAUGAAUGUAGAGAGUGAUGAUUCAAGUUCUCAAUCAUUUGCCUCUGUUUCAUCAAGAGAUCAAGAAGCUGGUGGUAUGAGAUUAUCUGGAUUUGGGUUAGGACAAGAUCUGAGCUUUGGUGUUUGUAAGAAAGUGGUGCAGUUGAUUCAAGGAACUAUCUCGGUGGUUCCUGGCUCGGACGGUUCACCGGAAACCAUGUCAUUGCUCCUCCGGUUUAGACGCCGACCUUCAAUUUCAGUCCAUGGAUCAGGCGAGUCGCCAGCGCCAGACCACCAUCCUCACUCUCAUUCGAAUUCUUUGUUACGUGGCUUGCAAGUUUUAUUAGUAGACAGCAAUGAUUCGAACCGGGCGGUUACGCGUAAACUUUUGGAAAAACUUGGAUGCAGUGUAACCGCGGUAUCAUCUGGAUUCGAUUGCCUGACCGCCCUUGGUCCAGGCUCGUCCUCUUCUUCGUCUCUAUUCCAAGUAGUGGUUCUUGAUCUCCAAAUGGCGGAGAUGGACGGCUGUGAAGUAGCUAUGAGGAUCAGGAGCCGAUCUUGGCCUUUGAUUGUGGCAAUGACGGUGAGCUUGGACGAAGAAAUGUGGGACAAGUGUGUGCAGAUUGGGAUCAAUGGAGUUGUGAGAAAGCCAGUGGUGUUGAGAGCUAUGGAGAGUGAGCUCCGGAGAGUAUUGUUGCAAGCUGAUCAACUUCUCUAGUUGAUCUCCAUUUGAUCUCUUCUAUCUACAUUCAAAUUCUUACAACAUUGUUUUUACACCAUAGGUUAUAUCAAAUAUUAAAAGGAAAUUCUGAAAUUGUUAUUAUAUACCAUCCAUAUCUCUAUGAUUU
Messenger RNA from Eutrema salsugineum, 2787 nucleotides. RefSeq names its product ethylene receptor 2. Gene Ontology annotation, biological process: phosphorelay signal transduction system; response to ethylene. Gene Ontology annotation, cellular component: endoplasmic reticulum; endoplasmic reticulum membrane. Bases 327 to 2657 code for a protein of 776 amino acids. Gene Ontology annotation, molecular function: phosphorelay sensor kinase activity; ethylene receptor activity; ethylene binding. NCBI's taxonomy places the organism in Eukaryota, Viridiplantae, Streptophyta, Magnoliopsida, Brassicales, Brassicaceae. The record is from RefSeq and is a predicted model, not a curated record. The transcript has 3 exons.